AUGAAGGUAAAAGAUCAAAUCGACACUGGUACUCCUGAGUUUCAGCUCUAUCUUGCCAUGCAUAUGAGAUUAAGACAGUGUUUCCCAGAUUAUGUUAGGCUUUUCUAUUAUGGAAAAUUAUAUGGAUAUAAGAAAGUGACAGAAGCAUGGGAAAUGGGCUAUGUGAAUAAUUUUAUCUAUUCAGGCCAUGUGAAGUAUAAUGCAUUUGCUGGUAUCCUGAAGCCUUCUGUUUUCUUUUGUAGGGAAGGUUACGAAGUGUAUCAGUCACUCUUCCAGAUUUAUCAAGAUAUUUUGAUACAGACUUUGCUUACUCAGAAUGAUGUAAGCCCCUUAGUGUCUUCUUGUCGGCAGCGCAACAGUAUUGAAGUUCACAUUGACACUCAAGGAGAAAACAUUGCUGAUGGCACUAUGGAAGGUGGCUACUUGCUUGUUCCUACUUCAGUCAACCAUGUGUCAUCUGUUUGACAAUGGCCUUCCUCUAGCCAGGGGGAAGAGUCGGCAGAUGACUGACAGUGACUUUCACUAGAGCCUGGGCCAUUCAGCCAAAGGAGAGGAUAUGACUGUUGGCACUCCUAGCUAGACUCACACAAAAAUGGGUAUAUACUGUUUUGAGAUUACUCAGUACUAUAAUGAUAAUCUUCAUGGUUGUGAAGCCCAAUAAGGAACUGGAUGAAAUAGUCAUCAUGAAAGUUAUGAAACAGUGAAGGCUGCAAUAUUUAAGAAUAUUAGUUUUGUGAAGCAAAAUGAUGUGUAGUGUGGCAGUGUGACAAAUGUUAUAUUAAACUGAGGGUAAAGAUCUGGUAUUUUUACCUGGAUUCAUAUUCUCAGUCACACCAUUUCAUACAGAAACGGUUAAAUGUAGAAAAUUUUAGAUAAUUUUUGUUUAACAUGAAAAUGUGAAGUGACUGAUGUGAUGCUAUUAUGAUUCUGCAUUUGUGCUAGGUGUAUACACAUUUAAAAUAAUAAUAAAAAAAUAUGGUGAGACAGUAGAAAAGAUAAUUAGCAGUCUUCAGUAUGGACUGCAUGUAAAGUAGAUUUAUAAGAAAUGUAAGGUAGUGUUGUUUUUAUUUGUCUCCAGUGAUUGCAACCAGUCAUAUAUUUUCCUUUUUGAAUGUAGACAGGAUCUACAUACAAAGACUUCUGACCUAGCGAUUAUUUAUAAGUAAUGUAUUGUUUCCAGGUACAUGAAUUCAUGCCAUUUUUAUCUUGAUUCAAAUACACCCUGGUUGCUACAUGAUUGCCAUGUUUUUUGAUGUGGUAAAGUAAUAACUAUAAUUAAAGAUUGAGGGAUGUUGUAGAUAUAGCAGUGUGUGAUUAUUUUAUUUAUUUAAACAAAACAUAUUUAAAUGUUUAUUGAUAAAGUUGUUUAUUGCAUAGUUAGUACAUAAAUAUGCCCUUGUGCCUCAGUACUCGAGUGAGUCUCCUGACGAGUGUAGACUACAUUACUCAAUCUUUUUAUCUUUUGAUAAACAGUUUUAAGUAUUUAUUUCAAUUUGCUGUAAAUAGUUAGUUUUGAAAUAACACACAGGAAAAUAUUUUAUAGCACUUUACUCUUUUUAUGGUCUUGAAUUGUGUUUGUAAAAAAUUAUAUCAAUCUUUUUUACUAACUAUUUAAAGAUGAACAUAGUAUUUUUUCUUGACCUUUGACUAAAUUUAAAGAUCAGAUAUAUUCUGAACUUUGGCUAAACAAAAUAUGGUUGAACAGUGAUAAGGUAUAUCUUUCCAAUAUGAAAAUAUAAUAUUUAAAGGCAUAAGUGAUGGUAUCAGAUUUUUUUUAUUAUUAGAAAAACUUAAAUAUAAAAUUUCAGUCUCUAUAUAAUUUAAGAAUUAGUGAAGAAACAGUAACAGGAAGAACUGUGAAACAUAUGAUACACAAUCUUUACAUCACGUCUGUUUGAUUCUCUCAGUAACCCUCCAGUCUUUAUAUAAAACCAAGAAGUUGUGGUAAACAUAAUAAGAAUUAUUCCAGAGUACAAUAUAUAAUGCAGGGAAAUUUCAUAAAGAAAAAGAGAAUGAAAGAGUGAGAGAGAUUGCAAGUGGAAAUGAAAGUAUAUAAAAAAUCAGGAUUACAGCAACUGAUGGACAAGAAAGAAAGGACAGAAAGAAAAAUAACUGCCUGAAUAUAAUAGAAUGAUGAAUGAAUAUAUGUAAGGAAAGUGAAAGAGAGGAAAUGAAUGAUGAAGAUGAAUGAACAAAAGGACAAAAGAAUGAUUGUUAGAGAAAAAAAAAAAAAAAAAAAAAUGUUUCUAGGAUUUGUAUGUAUGUGUAAUCACAUCCCAGUGAUAGCAAUUACCCACACUUGCAUGUAUUUCUCUGUAUCAAAGUAAUUAAGUACUUAAGUGUAUACCAUGGUGAAGUGUUAUUAAUUUUAACCUCUCAACUGAAAUAAAAAUGACAUGUUACCCACAAAAGACACAUGUAUAAUCAUUAAUUAUUAGUAAGAUUAUAUGGUGUAAAAUUUAACUGAAAAUUACUUCCUACUGAUUAGGAUUGAAGCUCAGAAUAUGUUUUUCUAGACAGUUGAUGGUGAUGUCAUUGUACCCAAAUGGUUAGAGUUUCUUUCUCAUAAUUAUCUUUAAAAAAAAAUAUUGAAAAAAUGGCAAUAAAAACAUCUAAUUCUACAGACU
Penaeus vannamei (Pacific white shrimp) is the source of this 2627-nucleotide messenger RNA. The record is from RefSeq and is a predicted model, not a curated record. Lineage: Eukaryota; Metazoa; Arthropoda; Malacostraca; Decapoda; Penaeidae.